CUGCUUUGUGGGAGUUGCGACAGAACUGGGCGUUUGCUUUCCGACGCGAGCGCGAGGCAAUUGAAGCCGGUGCACCUCCUUUUCACCUCUUCGCCGCUACACUACAACACUCAUUUGACUACAAUCUGCCUUUGCUGAAGGGCGAUGAUAUGCCUCCUUGCCGCAUGCGUCGAAUGUCAGAUCUUUUUACUCGACGACGAGCUUCCCCUACGCUGCAGAAGGAGUUGGUGUCUACUAAACAUCAAGACGCGGCUGUGGACGACUACAUCGCAGGGGUAGAUCUAGAGACCGAAGAGUUUUUGGCUGGACAGACGUCUAGUAUGAAGUCGAC
Molecule: messenger RNA, 331 nt
Organism: Amoebophrya sp. A25
Lineage: Eukaryota; Dinophyceae; Syndiniales; Amoebophryaceae
Source: the annotation of a GenBank genome assembly